GCAUUUGUCUACUUCAACUUUAGAUGUAAUUUUCCUAAGACCGAGCAGUGCAGUAUUAAACUGAUGUUGAUGUUUUAAAGGACGGAGGCUUCCAACGUAGAGAAGAUCACCACCAGGCUGCUGAAGGCUGGAGCCAAACCUGACCAGAUCGGCAUCAUCACCCCGUAUGAGGGACAGCGCUCCUACCUAGUCCAGUACAUGCAGUUUAGUGGCUCCCUGCACACCAAACUCUAUCAGCAAGUGGAAAUAGCUAGCGUGGACGCCUUCCAGGGCAGAGAGAAGGACUUCAUCAUCCUGUCUUGUGUUCGUGCCAAUGAGCACCAAGGCAUUGGCUUCCUGAAUGACCCACGUCGUCUCAACGUGGCGCUGACCAGAGCCAAGUAUGGUGUGAUUAUCGUGGGAAACCCCAAGGCCCUCUCCAAGCAGCCACUGUGGAACAACCUGCUGAACAACUACAAGGAGCAAAAAGUCCUCGUGGAGGGACCCCUCAACAACCUGAGGGAGAGCCUCAUGCAGUUCAGCAAGCCACGCAAACUGGUCAACACCAUCAACCCUGGGGGGCGUUUUAUGAGCAACGCAAUGUACGAUGCCCGUGAGGCCCUCAUCCCUGGCUCCGCCUAUGACCGGAGCAGUGCCGGGCGUCCGUCCAACAUGUACUUUCAAACUCACGACCAGAUUGGGAUGAUUGGAGCAGGACCCGGUCACAUGGCUAUGAAUAUUCCCAUACCCUUGAACUUGGUGAUGCCACCAAUGCCUCCACCCAGUUACCUAGGUCAGACCAACGGCCCUGCUGCAGGUACAGUACAACACUAAAAUGGUCCACUGAACCUUUGCAUAA
Messenger RNA from Etheostoma cragini (Arkansas darter), 838 nucleotides. Its product is annotated as regulator of nonsense transcripts 1-like. The coding region runs from base 199 to 813 and encodes 204 amino acids. The record is from RefSeq and is a predicted model, not a curated record. Lineage: Eukaryota; Metazoa; Chordata; Actinopteri; Perciformes; Percidae. Gene Ontology annotation, biological process: nuclear-transcribed mRNA catabolic process, nonsense-mediated decay. Gene Ontology annotation, molecular function: RNA helicase activity. The transcript has 5 exons. Gene Ontology annotation, cellular component: cytoplasm.